Molecule: messenger RNA, 756 nt
Organism: Parastagonospora nodorum SN15
Lineage: Eukaryota; Fungi; Ascomycota; Dothideomycetes; Pleosporales; Phaeosphaeriaceae
Exons: 4
Coding region: 1-756 (251 amino acids)
Source: RefSeq, a predicted model, not a curated record
AUGCCUCGCCCACUCACAAAAAAAGCGACCGCUUCCGGAUCCAGGAGCUCGUCUAAGCGGCCAGCACAGGAGACGCCAACUCGACAGUCUAAAAGAGCGAGGGCGUCAACAAGAAAGUCCUACGCCGAAUCUGGGUCGGACGACGAUGACGCAGUCCAAAAGAAACCAUCGCCGUCCGACAAGGGCGACGUGUCUGAGGCUUCUGAUUUUGAAGAAGCUGGGCACGCAGAACCAUCAUCGGAGUCUGAUCACGACGAAGUACCUUCCAGCGACGAAGACAUCAAAAGCAAGAAGGCUGCACCUCGUGAGCAAGGACAGAAGAAGAGCUUGCCUUCGCAUGUGAGAGAGGGUAACAAAAAGGAACUCUGGAAAUCGGGAGCGAAACUAGCUCCUGGCACACAAGUUAUCAUCAAGAAGCCCAAGGCCCGAGAUGCAGGCGAUACACCUUACACGGACGAUACGAUACAUCCAAAUACUAUGCUGUUCCUCAAGGAUCUUGCAGCCAACAACGAUCGGCAAUGGCUAAAAUUGCAUGAUCCAGACUAUCGAGCUGCACUGCAAGACUUCAACACUUUCACCGAGAAGCUGUCCGAGAAAGUGGUGGAAGCGGACGAGACGAUCCCAGAGUUACCCGUCAAGGACGUGCCAAAUGAUGGUAGCUUUGUUGAUAUUCGACACGAGCUUUCGUACUACAUCAGUGCGGGGGCUAUAAUAUGUCCGCUGCGGGUCAUGAUAGCUAGUAACACAACCGCCUGA